UCACUUCUAUUUUUGGAGCCGCGCAAGGGGACGCAGCCGGUGGCAGGACGCGCAGUUUAAACAAGUAAAGGAUGAAGAGUCCGGUCUGCAGCCCCUGGGCUCCGGGACUCCCUGCGCGGAACGGGAGAGGCAGCCUCGGCAUGGGAAACGGGCCCUUGUGAUACCAACUCUCCCUACAAUGGCUGUGGCUGGGAGCCCCCUGCAAGACAGGACCAGCUGGACGGCUUCUGUCCCGGGUGCAGCAGACCCAGCUAUGAUGACGGGGAAGGUUCCCUCAUUCUCCCCCAGCUCCACAGUGAGCUCCGCUCUGCCCGGCUACGUCGCUCUCUGCCUCGCUCUACAGGUUCACAAGCUGGCAUCAGCACAGUUCACAGUGAUUGGACCUGACCAUCCAAUCGCCGCCUCCCUAGGGGGUGAGGCCGUCCUGUCCUGCCACCUCUCCCCCAGGAUGAGCGCUGAGACCAUGGAGGUGAGAUGGUUCCGAUCCCAGUAUUCGCCAGUGGUGCACCUGUACCAUGAUGGGCAGGAUCAGUACAGACAGCAGAUGCUGGAAUAUGGAGGGAGAACUGAGCUCUCGAAAGACGACCUCACCAAUGGGAGAGUUUCCCUGAGAAUACGCGAUAUCCGACCUUCCGAUGAUGGGCAGUACACGUGUCUUUUUCAGUCCGGUGACUCUUAUGAAGAAGCUUUAUUGGAACUACAAGUGGCAGGUUUGGGCUCUGCUCCUGGCAUCUCUGUGGAGGGACAUCAGGAUGGAGGGAUCCGGGUGGUGUGUCGAUCACCCGGAUGGUACCCACAGCCCGAGGCUCAGUGGAGAGAUCUCCAGGGGCAGCUCUUACCAUCAGCCUCUGAAAAAAUAUCCGAAGAGGCCGGUGGCCUGUUUCAAGCAGAGAUUGCCAUUGUUCUAACAGAAGAGUCCAACCAGAAAGUGUCCUGCUGUGUCAGGAGCCCCCGACUCGACCAGGAGAGAGAAUCAGCGAUUUCCAUAGCAGAACUGUUUUGCCCGAGGGUCAGUCGCUGGAGGGUGGCUCUGGGGGUGAUCCUGCCUCUCCUGGCUGUUCUCGUUGCCCUGGCCAGUUACUGUUUCUGGAGGCAACACAGAGCGAAAGCGGCACAUCAUGCAGAGAACGCGACACUGCAGGGUGAACUCAAGUGGAGAAUCGCCCUACUAAACGCAGGUUGGGAGAAACCUGCAUAUUGUCCGGCUAACUGUGCUGUGAAAUGUGAUCUGUCACAACCCCACUGCCCCCGGGAGCCCCCUGCUCCUUUUCUUUGGAGAAGUGCUGAAUAACGAGAGACUAUUUCCCCUGGGCUUCACCUUCCCAGGGUGGUACCUGGGUCGUGCCUCACAGACAUUAUCUCAUCUAACCUUAAUAGGCCUUAAACUGCUCAGAUCUCCCCUCCCAACAGCAGGGGUUGCAUGUCAUACAGGUCUGAAAGCUGCAAUUCCCAUCUGUAAUAACAGGAAGGGCUAAGAGCUGUUCCCUGUCUCCAUGGCUCUGGGGUGAGGCAGGCCCUGGCCCCACUGCAGGGUCAGGUGUUUUUAGAACCAGAUUGUGACGCUCACGGACAAGUAAAACUGCCUCCGCGGCAGCGUUUCUG
Molecule: messenger RNA, 1602 nt
Organism: Emys orbicularis (European pond turtle)
Lineage: Eukaryota; Metazoa; Chordata; Testudines; Emydidae
Product: butyrophilin subfamily 3 member A2-like
Exons: 9
Coding region: 179-1291 (370 amino acids)
Biological process (GO): regulation of cytokine production; T cell receptor signaling pathway
Cellular component (GO): external side of plasma membrane
Molecular function (GO): signaling receptor binding
Source: RefSeq, a predicted model, not a curated record